UCUGUUCACCUCAACAUGAUGCAAAUCGGUAGAUUGGUGGCAUCGGACCUCGCCUCCGCAAAGUGGAGAAACCCUGCGGAGUUACUGCUCCGCGACCAAAUUUUGAAUUUCUCUAGUCAUGUUCACUAUGUGAAGAUAUAUCCCCGACGGAUCUAGGGUUUCAUAAGAUUCACGUUUGAACUGGCGGAGGCCGUUUUGGGAGUGGUGCCGUCGUCGUUUUCCGUUUCGCUAUGGCCAGGAUCUUAUGACUGUGUUGCUGGCGAGGUCUUGUAAAUGUAUUGCUGCUGGGGGGUUAGUGAGUUGUGGAGCAGGUAGGCGGGAGGGUUCCACGUGACUACAUUGGAUAUGGAUGUACUGAUUAAGACUGCUUGAAAGAGUUGGCGCCGGGAAGCUCUGCGUCGUUCUCUCAUCAGCAUUGUCUUCAUGAUUUGAGGACAAGUCCGUUUGGCGACCAGAAUUUCAGCCAUGAUCAUGGGCGGACUUGAAAGGAAUGAGUUGACAUUGCUGUGCGAAUGGUAGCAUGGGCUUUUUGAAUUGUGCAUUGUCACCCAACUCGAAAGCCAGCGUCAUGACAAAAGCGAAGUCGUUCUUUGUUUUCUGGCGAUUCUCAAAUUGCGGUGGUAAGUAACAGAAAGUAGCGGGGGCUGUCUGUUGAACUUUGACGGCUCCUCUCUCAGCGUGGUAGGUCUGCAAUACCAAGAUGGAAAACCCGGAUAUGGCUUAUCCAGUGUACAACAUCUUGCCGGUGGAUGAUCCAUCAGCUGACCAUGCGGGGAUGUCAUUUCCUGAGGUAAAAGCAGCAAUUACGGCUUUGAAAAAGGUUGACGAUUUGCCUAUGCCACCAGAUGUAGCCUGGACACCUGAUAUGGACAUGCUGAGUUGGCUUGGUAGUUUCUUUGGUUUCCAGGCAGAUAAUGUGAAGAAUCAGCGGGAGCAUCUUGUCCUGCUUCUUUCGAAUGGAAUGAUGCAGUUGUAUCAUGCUGGGCCAACCUUUGAAACACUGGAAGCUAGUAUUGUUAGAAAGACCCGAAAGAAGGUGACGGAGAAUUAUGUUAGUUGGUGCAAAUUUAUCGGACGCAAACACCACUUGAAGUUGCCAGAUGGAAAGCAUACUGAACAUUUUGACGAAAGACGGGAGUUGAUCUAUAUAUGUUUGUACCUUCUAAUUUGGGGAGAAGCAGCCAACUUGAGAUUCAUGCCCGAGUGUUUGUGUUUCAUCUAUCACCACAUGCUCGGCGAACUGAAUAGGUUACUAGAAUUUUCUGGAGCAGAUGACGUGCUUGCUGUGAUGCCUACCUACACGGGAGUUAAUGGUUUUCUUAAUCAUGUUGUUGUUCCUCUCUAUACUAUUUUGAAAUUGGAGGCGGAUUCUAAUAAUAAUGGGACAGCCCCUCACUCUUCAUGGCGAAACUAUGACGAUCUUAAUGAAUAUUUUUGGACUUCACGUUGUUUCAAACAGCUUCAAUGGCCUCUGCAAACUAAGAGUAGUUAUCUUGUUGAGCCUAGGCGAGAGAAAGGUUACCUUAGCCGUGGGAGGAAACCGCAAAGUGAAAAGGUGGGGAAAACUGGAUUCGUUGAACAGCGGUCAUUCUGGUAUAUCUUUCGGAGCUUCGAUAAGUUGUGGAUAGGUUAUCUUCUUAUGCUGCAGGCUUCUGUUGUGUUGCUGUGGCACAACGGUGGGGCUCCAUGGAUUGAAUUGCAAAAGCCAGAUCCUUUCGCACGUUUCAUGAGUAUAUUUAUCAGUUGGGCUCUUCUACGCUUUUUACAAGGAUUGUUGGAUGUGGGGAGUCAAUAUAGCCUGGUUUCAAAAGAUACAAAACUUAUUGGUGUUCGCAUGGUUCUCAAGCUUCUGGUAGCAGCUACAUGGGCCAUCCUUUUCAUCAUCUAUUACAGAAGGAUGUGGUGGCAGCGGAACAUCGAUCAGUACUGGACUGAAAUUGCAAACCAAAAGUUGUAUGAGUUCUUGUACAUUGCUGCAGCCUUUAUUGUACCGGAGGUCCUAGCUAUUUUACUAUUUAUUGUACCAUGGGUGCGUAAUUUCGUUGAGACCUCAACUUGGAAAGUAUUUCAUCUCAUGACUUGGUGGUUUCAGUCACGUGGUUAUGUUGGUCGAGGUCUUCGUGAAGGUAUCAUGGACAACGUGAGGUAUACCCUAUUUUGGGCAUGCGUCCUUACAUCCAAAUUCGCUUUCAGCUAUUGGCUCCAGAUUAGACCUUUAAUUGCACCAACAAAACAGAUCCUUGAAGCCACCGACGUCAGAUACAAGUGGCACGAGUUUUUUCCAGAUGGUAAUCGAGCGGCUGUAGUUGCGCUGUGGGCUCCUGUUCUUAUGAUCUAUUUCAUGGAUACUCAAAUAUGGUAUUCAAUCUGGUCCUCUGGGAUUGGAGCUUUUGUUGGUCUCCUUCAACACCUUGGGGAGAUUCGGAACGUGGAGCAGCUCCAACUAAGAUUUCAGAUCUUUCCAAGUGCAUUUCAAUUCAGUUUAAUGCCAGUAGACGACUCUGUAACGAGGACUGUGUGGGCAGGUGCAAAAGACUUGCUUAAGCGGCUUAGCUUGAGAUAUGGGUGGUCAUCCGUUUAUGACAAGAUGGAAUGGGGUCAAAUUGAAGGUGGACGUUUUGCCCAUGUUUGGAACGAGAUUAUUAAAACCUUUCGCGAAGAGGAUCUCAUAAGUGACAGAGAGGUGGAGCUUAUGGAAAUUCCUCAAGGAGCAUGGAGGGUCUCCGUUUUUCAAUGGCCUUCAACCUUGUUGGCUAACCAAAUUCUGCUUGCCCUAUACAGUAUUCGUUACCAUCGAGGAGACGAUAAAUCUGUUUGGAACAUAAUAUGUAAAAAUGAGUAUAGGAAGUGUGCAGUGGUCGAAAGCUAUGAGAGCAUGAAGCAUGUCAUCAGAAAGAUUCUCAAGGAUGAUUCUGAUGAGUUCCAUAUUUUUAUAGCUAUUUUUGAAGAAAUAGAUUUCGCGAUAAGGAAGGAUAGGUUCACCGAAACUUUCAAGCUUCCAGAGCUGAUGGAAAUUCAUGCCCGAGUUGUUGAAUUGAUUAGUUUUCUUUUGACUCGUCCCGCUGAAAAGCACAAACAGAAGGUAGUGAAAGACCUUCAGAACUUGUACGAAGGUCUGCUACACGACUUUCCACUACAGCCACACAUCUUUCUGGAAAGUAUCAAGGCACGCGCUUCAUAUCCCCAAAAUAACAAAGGGACUGAGCUGUUCAUGGACGCUGUGGAACUCCCAGAUAAAGGUGACGAGCACUUCUUUAAGAAUUUAAAGAGGCUGCAUACCACUCUAAGCACCAGGGACCCUUUACUGUAUGUUCCGAAGGGACUAGAAGCAAGACGACGAAUCUCUUUUUUCAGUAACUCGUUGUUCAUGACCAUGCCGCGUGCACCACAGGUUGAAAGAAUGCUGGCUUUCAGUGUUUUGACACCUUACUACAAUGAGGAAGUUAUUUUCAGUAAGCAUCAGUUGAAAGAGGAAAACGAGGAUGGCGUGACCAUUCUGUUCUACCUUCAACGGAUCUUUCCAGAGGACUGGUUAAAUUUCCUGGAACGGAUGAAGAAGCUCGAACUUAAUGAGAGUGAGUUAUGGGAAAAGGAUGACGCUCUUGAACUUAGACUUUGGGCUUCUUUUAGAGGACAGACACUUGCGCGAACUGUACGAGGAAUGAUGUAUUAUAAAAGGGCAUUAGAAGUGCAGACCUUUCUGGACUCAGCAACUGAAGAUGAGCUACUUGGCAUAAAGGAACUUCUAGAACGAGGCUCUAGCACAAACAGCAGAGGUUCUAUGCGCUCCAUAGGUUCUAUGGGUUCUAUUGGUUCUGAGCUUGAAGUUGCAGAGUUAAAUCGACAACGCAAGUUAGAACAGGAUCUUGCAAAUGCUGCAAUGAAGUUUACAUACGUGGUAACCUGUCAAAUAUACGGGGCUCAAAAGAAGGCCAAUGAUGUUCGUGCAGCAGAUAUACUGCGAUUAAUGAAGACUCAUACAGGACUACGGAUUGCCUAUGUGGAUGAAAGAUCUGAAUCAUAUUUUGAUGAAAAUAUUGGAGAGUACGUAACGCGUCAACUAUAUUAUUCUGUUUUAGUGAAAUAUGAUCCAGAUUUGAAACAGGAAGUCGAGAUUUAUCGAAUUCGAUUACCUGGUCCUCUGAAGCUUGGAGAAGGGAAGCCAGAAAAUCAGAAUCAUGCCCUUAUAUUUACAAGAGGUGAUGCUGUUCAAACUAUAGACAUGAAUCAGGAAAUGUACUUCGAGGAGGCAAUAAAGAUGAGAAAUCUGCUCCAAGAAUUUACAGUGUAUCAUGGAACCCGAAAACCCACAAUCUUGGGUGUGCGAGAGCAUGUCUUCACUGGUUCAGUGUCAUCACUGGCCUGGUUCAUGUCCGCUCAAGAGACAGUGUUUGUCACCCUCAGCCAGCGUGUCCUCGCCAAUCCUUUGAAGAUUCGAAUGCAUUAUGGUCAUCCUGAUGUAUUUGAUCGUUUGUGGUUUCUGACUCGCGGCGGGAUAAGCAAAGCAUCCCGGACUAUUAAUAUUAGUGAAGAUAUUUUUGCAGGAUUUAAUUGUACAUUAAGAGGUGGUAAUGUAACUCACCAUGAGUACAUUCAGGCUGGCAAGGGAAGGGAUGUUGGGCUCAACCAAAUCGCUAUGUUUGAGGCAAAGGUGGCCAGUGGGAAUGGUGAACAGAUUCUAAGUCGUGAUGUGUAUCGCCUUGGUCACCAUUUAGAUUUCUUUCGCAUGCUCUCUUUCUAUUAUACCACGGUGGGCUUCUUUGUGAGCAACAUGAUGGUUGUACUCACUGUCUACACCUUUCUCUGGGGCCGUGUCUACUUGGCUUUAAGCGGCAUAGAGGAAUCCUUAACAUCUGGUUCACCAGCCCUUGAAAAUUCUGCUCUCACAGCGACUUUGAACCAGCAGCUUGUGGUACAGUUGGGGUUGCUGACUGCUCUACCCAUGGUUGUGGAGGAUGCAUUAGAGCACGGUUUCACUACGGCUUUGUGGAAUAUGAUAACCAUGCAGCUUCAACUUGCUUCCAUCUUUUUCACCUUUUCAAUGGGCACUCGUUGUCACUACUUCGGUCGGACGCUUCUUCACGGUGGUGCUAAGUAUCGAGCAACUGGUCGUGGCUUUGUAGUUAAGCAUGAAAAGUUUGCUGAAAACUAUCGACUUUACUCCAGAAGCCAUUUUGUUAAAGGAAUAGAGCUUCUCUUGCUGCUUCUGUGUUACUUGGCGUAUGGUGUAUCAAGCUCAUCUGGUACAUACAUUUUGGUCAACAUCUCCAGCUGGUUUUUAGCUCUGACAUGGGUAAUGGGACCUUUUGUGUUUAAUCCGUCUGGAUUUGAUUGGUUGAAAACUGUUGAAGAUUUUGGGGACUUCAUGCAGUGGAUAUGGUUCAAGGGUGAUGUGUUCGUUAAAGUUGAGCAAAGUUGGGAGAUAUGGUGGGAAGAGGAGCAAGCUCAUUUACGAACCACGGGAUUGUGGGGGAAGCUACUAGAGAUCGUACUUGAUUUGCGAUUCUUCAUUUUCCAGUAUGGCAUCGUGUACCAUUUGGGUAUCACAGGGAAUAACACAAGCAUCUUCGUCUACCUUGCAUCAUGGAGCUACAUGCUUUUUGCAGCCCUUCUCCACUUCAUCCUUUCCAAUGCUAAUGAGAAGUUAGCUGCCAACAACCAUGGUCUGUACCGCGCUAUUCAAGCCCUUGCGAUCGCUAUCAUUACUGCCUUAGUUGUCGUACUGUGGGUCGUAACCAACUUCACAUUUGUGGACAUCAUAGCAAGCUUUCUUGCAUUCUUACCGACAGGCUGGGGAAUCAUUCAAAUCUGCCUUGUUUUGAGGAGGCCAUUUUUGGAAAACUCCCCUCUAUGGAGUACCAUUGUGGCCGUUGCGCGUCUAUACGAUCUUGCCAUGGGCAUUAUUGUCAUGGCUCCCGUUGCUGUGCUGUCGUGGUUGCCAGGAUUUCAAGCCAUGCAAACUAGAAUACUUUACAACGAAGCCUUCAGCAGAGGUCUCCAAAUCAGUAGGUUGUUGGCUGGCAAGAGGAACCGCAAUAUUGACUGAUUUUUUACUGACUACUGACUUUUGUUUCCGCGUCUCAGUGUAAAUCUCUCUUAUUAGAUUCAACUCAGGGGUUUACAAUCAUACGGAGCUAUUUUUGCAAAUUUUGAUAUUAGGAUCCUUUUUGUCAAAAGGAAGAAGUCUUACUGUAUUUUGCAAAUGGCCAGGAUAGUCGUAGCAGAACCGAUAUGUUGAAAUAGUCACUUCUAUGAACAGGAGCCCAUUUUGGAAAUCGUUUGCGUGGAGAAGACGGGCUUAUUUUUGAGUUCAUGAGAUCGCUGAUAUUUUACUACGCAAGCUGCUGAGAGGCUUGUAUCAAUGUAUCAGUAUGAAUCCAGUUAUUAAGGGGAUUCCUGUCGACAUGUUUCUUGUGACCGGUCAUGAAGAGUUUGGUGUAAAUGAAUACGAUUCCGUGAAGACUCGAGUGGAAAAUUCAACUUAAAAUUCGCAUUUCCCAUGUU
Molecule: messenger RNA, 6504 nt
Organism: Physcomitrium patens
Lineage: Eukaryota; Viridiplantae; Streptophyta; Bryopsida; Funariales; Funariaceae
Source: RefSeq, a predicted model, not a curated record